UCGGCGCGCCAUGUGUGGUAACACGCUCUGUCGCUGCCACGCUAUUUAAACACCGGCUAUGGAUCCAGGAACCCGCGCGAAUCAAUGAGAUCAAACGCGAAGGAGAUGCACCGUCAAUUACAAGCACUUGGACAAGUCUAACUUUUUUUUUUCCUUUUACAAAUAUGCUUUCAAAAGCAACCUUAGCAACGCCCAAAUAAGAAGCCACCUCUAAGCAAAAUAGCAUAUGUAUAAAGGGAGGGCGAAUAUAUAUAUAUUUAUAAUAAGUAUAUAUAUGCAUAUUACAGUCGCACAGGUUUACACUCGGCGAACUUUUUUCUUUUUCUUUUCUUUUUUUUCUUUUUAAAAACUUGUGACAUUGAGAGAAGGACUCUUCCUCUCUGUGUUUGGGCGCGUUAGCGAAGGGGGUAUUCUAUUUUCUUAGAGCGCCCAAGGGGGCGCAGGGACCUCGGAAAGAAGAGUGGGGAGGAAAGAGGAAGGGUGGGUGGGGGGCAGAGGGCGAGUCGGUGGCGAGGGCGAGCGCUUUCUCGAGGCACGAUGCAGUCCCUGCUGGUGCUCACUUUCUCCGCGUGCGUCCUGCUCGGCUGGGCGUUGCUGGCUGGCGGCUCGGGUGGCGGUGGCGGCGGCGGGGGCACGGGCCCAGGCGGAGGGCGCCGGGAGAGAGAGGCGCUGCCGCCUCAGAAGAUCGAGGUGCUGGUGCUGUUGCCCCGGGAUGACUCGUAUUUGUUCUCCCUGGCCCGGGUGCGGCCGGCCAUCGAGUAUGCGCUGCGCAGCGUGGAGGGCAACGGCACCGGGAGGCGGCUUCUGCCGCCCGGCACUCGCUUUCAGGUUGCCUACGAGGACUCGGACUGCGGCAACCGCGCGCUCUUUAGCCUGGUGGACCGCGUGGCGGCGGCGCGGGGCGCCAAGCCCGACCUUAUCCUAGGACCGGUGUGCGAGUACGCUGCGGCGCCGGUGGCCCGGCUUGCGUCGCACUGGGAUCUGCCCAUGCUGUCUGCAGGAGCACUGGCCGCCGGCUUUCAACACAAGGACACUGAGUACUCGCACCUCACGCGCGUAGCGCCUGCCUACGCCAAGAUGGGCGAGAUGAUGCUCGCCCUGUUCCGCCACCACCACUGGAGCCGCGCUGCGCUGGUCUACAGCGAUGACAAAUUGGAGCGGAACUGCUACUUUACCCUCGAGGGGGUCCACGAGGUGUUCCAGGAGGAGGGCUUGCACACGUCUGCCUACAAUUUCGACGAGACCAAAGACUUGGACCUGGACGACAUCAUGCGCUACAUCCAGGCCAGCGAGAGAGUGGUGAUCAUGUGUGCCAGUGGCGACACCAUCCGGAGCAUCAUGCUGGCGGCGCACAGACGCGGCAUGACCAGCGGAGACUACGCCUUCUUCAACAUUGAACUCUUCAACAGUUCUUCCUAUGGAGAUGGCUCGUGGAAGAGAGGAGACAAACACGACUUUGAAGCUAAGCAAGCGUACUCAUCCCUCCAAACAGUCACUCUACUGAGGACCGUGAAACCUGAGUUUGAGAAGUUUUCCAUGGAGGUGAAAAGUUCUGUUGAGAAACAAGGGCUCAAUGAGGAGGAUUACGUUAACAUGUUUGUUGAAGGGUUCCAUGAUGCAAUCCUCCUCUAUGUUCUGGCUUUACACGAAGUACUCAGAGCCGGUUAUAGCAAGAAGGACGGAGGGAAAAUUAUCCAGCAAACUUGGAACAGGACAUUUGAAGGUAUUGCUGGGCAGGUGUCCAUAGAUGCCAAUGGAGACCGUUAUGGUGACUUCUCUGUGAUUGCCAUGACCGACACUGAAGCAGGCACCCAGGAGGUCAUUGGCGAUUACUUUGGAAAAGAAGGUCGUUUUGAAAUGCGGCCGAAUGUCAAAUAUCCUUGGGGCCCUUUGAAACUGCGAAUAGAUGAAACCAGACUUGUGGAGCACACCAACAGCUCUCCUUGCAAAUCAUCAGGUGGCCUAGAAGAAUCGGCAGUGACAGGAAUUGUUGUGGGGGCCUUACUAGGUGCUGGUUUGCUAAUGGCUUUCUACUUUUUCAGGAAGAAAUACAGAAUAACCAUUGAGAGGAGAAACCAGCGAGAAGAAAGUAAUGUUGGAAAACAUCGAGAGUUACGGGAAGAUUCCAUCAGAUCCCAUUUUUCAGUAGCUUAAAAGAAGCCUUUUGUUUUUUUUUUUUUUUUCCUUUUUUUGCUUGAGAUUCCUCAAGAAGAUAGAUGGGAUGAAAGACAUCAAUGGAGCUGAAGGGGAGCUCUUAAAGAAUUCAUUCUUUUAAGCAGUUAGCAUUUCAUUUUAAAAUUUCUUUAGAAGCUCAGGAACUAUUAUUAAUCACCAUCUGCCUCCCAGGCUUUCAUCUCGUCACAAACAAAUUUAAGGAUAUAAAGUCACUGUGUUAAAUAUUUCUACUGUGUGGAAGGGCAUAUGAUUUUUUAAAAUCCCAUGUCUUCAUAUCUUGGACAUUCACACAAGGAUAGAGAAGUGUGGUUUUCUUAAGUAAAAUGUUUUGUAGCUAGAAUAAAGUCAUUUUUACAAGUAGAAUAUUCUUGGAAAGAAUUUAAUACCCAAUAAGAGGAAAAUGUAAUGAAAAAUCCCAAGGUUGGAAAUAUAGCAUUAUUCUCUCUGGAGCUGGUGGACAGUGGUUGAGGAGUGUUCUGUCCAACGGCUACAUUCAGGUCUGACUUUAUAUCUCAAGAAAGGAUCUUCCCCGUCUCUUCCAGGAUCUCAUAAAAGCUUCUUGGAAUGUUGUAAAUAUUAGUGAGGUAGGAGGAUAUACAUAAGAAAAGCAAUUCUAAAAUGUUUCUUUUUGAUGUAAAAAAAAGCCCUAUUUCACACUAACAUUUUAUUUUAAGUAUUUAACCUUAUAUUUUGGUAUUAGAAAAUGUGUCUAUUUUUUCAUUUUGAAGAUUAAAGUUCACUUCUAUUUUAAAAGCAUGGGUGAAGUGUACAACAAACUAGUAAUGAUGAAAGAUGCUUCUCUUUCUCUUCCUUUCCUUGAGACUGUAGCCAAACACUAAUUGCUGCUUUAACUAUAGAGAUCAAGAAAUGUGUUCAGAUUACAAACUCUACAGGGAGUACAUUGAGUUUUAAACCAUUUUGGAGUUUUAAGUGCAAAUUGUUUUAGGGUUACAUCCACUCUAAUUCUGACCUAAUGAUGAAUUUCAAGAUCAAGAGCAAAAAGUCAUUAGAAUUAAGUAGAGUUUAUAAACCCAUGUUAAUAGUGGGUUUGGGCAAGGUUGGUGAAGUAUUUACUGGAUAUUUACUCUGCACCUAGUACUGUGCACAGAGGUUUAAACUCAGGUUGCCACUUUUACUUAUCACUUGUGGAGAAAAUAGAGGAGAGGAUAGGAAACCUGUCUUAUGAGUGCACCAUUUUGUAAUUAUGUCACUAAAGUCCUCAAUAACAUUUUGAGCAUUUUCAGCAGUUUUUAAAAUCAUCUAAAAGGCCAUGACUAGAGAGGAAACCAGGGAGCUUGUGCAAUUCCUUGGAGUGAUGGAGAUCACAGUUCACACAGGUAACUGUGGAGGCCAAGCAAUUGAACACAGCAUGCUCUCGAUGUUGUGCUGUGCUUGUGUCCCUGGAGGGUCCUGCAGCUUUUUCUCUCACUUCAGGCAAAACGAGUGGGUUAAUUCUGCAUGGGCAUAUUCCCCUCUAUUGUUUAGAGCAUGGGAUGAAGGCUGUGUGGUAAACGAAUUGCUUGUGAACAGAGGAAACAACUACCUAGAUUCCUACGCUGAAUGCAUAGGAAAAAGUGCUGAAUUAAAAACAAAAGGUGGAAAAAGAAGACAAGGAUGGCACAUUCCAGAAAUUCUAAUGUAGGAAUAGAGUGUGAGAAUAAAACUCAUGAAAGCAAAUGUUUGAUGACUGGGGAUUCCCUAAAGUGAAAACACAAUGAAGAAUGAUGUUCAUCUUAGUUACAUGAACCAGAUAACUUAUUUUUUCCCUCAUUUUUAUUUUUCAAUGAUGUUUUCUAUAUAUUUAGGACACUCAUUUUCUAUUAUCUUACACUUGUGAAAAAUUAUAUUUCAAACCUCUGUGCUUAUUACAGGGUAAAAAACUGUCUGAUUGCAGUCUUUGGGUACAAACAUUUCUAACCUUCAUGGCAUUUAUGGAGUGACCCAUCAGCACCAACAUUGUUACUACAAUUUAUUUCUAUAUAAAAUAGUGAAAUAAUUCUGAAUUUACUAUCAUAUCCCAAGAUAAGAUCUGAAAGAUAAGUGGGAAUUUAGUCUUUUAAAGAUGACAGGACAAAUUGAGACUUCUCACCAGAAGAUGAGAAGAUGGCUAUCAUUCUCCCUCAAUUUUAAAGCAAUUCUAGUGUUCUUAAGAUUGAUUGCUAUUGUCUACUUUCUGUUUUUCUUCCCCUGAAAUCUUCAUAUGAGUCACUGAAACUCCAUUAAGUUUUGAAAACUCCAGUAAGUAGGGAAACUUUGGCUGCAAGUAUAGAUGUCUGGCCUAAGGUGACCCUGGAUUAAGACCUCUUGAGAUUACAUUUUGGGACUUAAAUUCCUAAUUGCUAAGCAACACCUUUGACAAUUAGUCAUUCAUGAUCUUCCAGUAGUCACAUAUUAUAUGGUAAAAUAGAGAUUUAGUUCUUAAAGAAUUCUAUAAAAGUUUCCCUAAAAUGCAGUGUGUGCAGAUUUCAAAAGGGGUAUUUUCUAACCUGGUCAAACAUAAGCUCACAUUAAUGCAGGUCAAAAUGAGUGUUUACUUUUUGGUGUUGGAAAUAGCUACAGGUUUUAUAGUCAUUAUUAUUGUCAUAGAUUUUGGGGAAUUCAGAAAUAAAAACCUUCAGUAGACAGUCUGUAUCUCCUCCCAGCCUGACCACAGGUUUUAUGAGGAAGCCCCUAUAAACAUUACAUUUCUCUGAAGAAUCAUCAGCUUGUUUUUUCCUGCACUACAGACAUGAUUUCAUAGGCCUUAUAAUGGUCCUUUAGAUUUCAGAAGCCACAUUUAACAGAGGGAGAGGAGAAAUGUAUGGAAAGAGAACAAAUGCCUCAUUUUCUCCUUUCUCUUAAAUUCAAAGACUUUUACUUUGGAAUGCCAAGUCAGAUCUCCUUAUUCACAGGCUUCUAGGACAUUAAUUUACUCAAGGCAUAGGUGCCUUCCUUACUCCUAACUUAGUACUUUUCUUCAUUUGAGACUGAUUUUAGAGGCCCUAGGAUACGCAGUGGGGGUAAAGAUCAAGGCCAUGUAGACCUCACAGACAGUUAGUGAUGGAUUAACAAGCAGAUUCCAUUGGACACCUUCUAUUUGUGGAAGUUUCCUUAGGAGACCAAAUAGCAUAUUAUGCUAUCAGUAUUAAAGCCUCAGUUUGUAAACUGGAAGGAAUAAGUGCCUUUGUUUCUUAGGACACAAAGAAUUCAGAUACCACAUGGAUGCAGUUUAAAAGGCAAAUGCCAAUUGACAUUUGGUGCCUCCAUCUACAUGUUAUGGAUUUAAUUGUGCCCUGUGGUUCAUAACUUCAUAAGGUAGUGAGCUGAAUUUCUUCUGCAGUGGAAAAGAAACUGAAACUGUAUAAAAACACAGGAUGUUUUAGAGACAGCAUGGAAGCAGAGAAAUGAGCUGGUGGCAUUCAUGGGGGCAGUUUCUUCUUCAGUUGGUCUUUAGAAAUGAAAGAUAGCGAAUAACUCAAGUCCUUCUCCAAUAGCCAAUUCAGCAAGAAGCUUGGGACAUGUCUAGGAAGAGGAAUCAGGAGCUUGAUCCUCCAAAAGAAAUGGAAGAGGAUAACUUUGUAGGCUUCCACUGUCUUUACAACCUUUUCCUCCCCUAACCCCAUCCACCAUCUAUCAUGGCUUCAAAGAUAGGUCAGCAUUUUGCCCAAGCAAGUGGGAACUUGUGAGCAGGCCUCCGUAAUUCCUCAAAGGAGAAAAAGGCAAAAUAGUGCUGGUGGUAGGACAGUAGAUGGCUUUUAAUCAGAACACUUAAUAGUAUCCUGAUGCUCUUGGGGCAGUUCAACACUGUGGUGUGUAGUGACUCCAACAGGCCAGGUCUGGCUUUGGUUCUUAGCACGCAGAUUUCACAGAUGUUUCUUGUAGGCAUACCCCACCUAGACUGCAGGAUUUAAAUAACUUGCAAAAGGUGCUGGGUUGGAGUUUGUUCAAAUUUCUCAUUAACCACUAAUGCUGAUUCAUACCAAAGGCAAAUUGUUCUAAACCAACCGAUAGUGCUGAUAGAGUGGCUCAAGUGGUUGAGUGCCUGUGUAGCAAGUGUGAGGCCCUGAGUUCAAACCCCAGUAACAAGAUAAAUAAGUAAAUAAAUAAAAAAUUAAAAAUCCAGCUGACAUUGCUGAUGUUCAUGUUUUUAAGCUACUUCAAACACAAAGAAAGGAUUUCAGCGGGAGUCAAGUCUCAGAAGUAAAAAUCUAUUUGUUGUAACUACCCUUUGAUGUGCCAGGUAUGGGAUGAUUCCUGGUGGAGAGAGUUGAAUGAGUUAUGACUUAGCAAAAAUGCUGCAUUGCUUUGAUUCAUAUGUUUAAAGACCUAAAUUUCUAUGCACAAGGAGUAAAGGACCCACUUACCAAGUAUAAAUCUUAAUAGAGGCUACCAAUUAUUUUUAUUUGCUAGGAGAAUAAAGCUAUCAUAGCAUAUAAUUAUUAUUGGGUGGAGAAGACUGAGAAAGGGGAAAAUUUGAGAUGUGGUGUCUUAUUUAUUAUUCAGUGCCAAGAUCUGAAAAUUUUCCAGGUGUUACAUCUUACAAGAUAGCAAUGAAGCACCAUUAACAGCACAAAGAUCCUGUGAAUUUGCAGACCUUUCAGUUGGGUCCUUACCCCAGGACCCAACCUGGGAUAAGCUUUGUUCCCUGUGCAUAAUUGAAACCAAGAGGACAUGGGAUAGACACCAUGGAGGAUCACCUCUGCAGCCUUUGUCUUCUGGAACAUACUGUUCAUUGUUAAUUUAAAUAUAGGACUACCAAACAAUACAAAUCUACCGUGAGUCUGGUAGAAAAGUAAAAGUAAGAACUGCACAAGCUACGUACAUUAUUAUUCUAAUGUAAGUAGAACUAUCUGCAUAUAAUGUGAUUUAAUUUAUUGUUUUGUGUAGAAAAUGAAAAUUAAUGUCUGUGGAUACAGCCCCUGUUUUGUAUAAUAUAUUUUAUUUCUGGUGCAAACUGUUCACUUAAAAUAUUUACUUAAUUUGUUGUUUGGAUAUAAAUGUAUUAUGUGUUCUUGUAUAUGUUUCUAUUAAGCAAGAAUGCCACACACUCCAAGCAUAACAAUGUGUUCUCAUUAAAAAGUA
Messenger RNA from Castor canadensis (American beaver), 7236 nucleotides. It is a transcript of the gene Npr3, whose product is annotated as natriuretic peptide receptor 3. Gene Ontology annotation, molecular function: natriuretic peptide receptor activity; peptide hormone binding. Gene Ontology annotation, cellular component: membrane. The record is from RefSeq and is a predicted model, not a curated record. Gene Ontology annotation, biological process: signal transduction. Lineage: Eukaryota; Metazoa; Chordata; Mammalia; Rodentia; Castoridae.